UCUCAGUCAUCCAAGCAAAGCUUUGCUACCAAUUUCUAGAACCCUCUUUAUCUCUUUUAUAAAACCUAUCCUUCUUCCUUUCCUUGCCCUGCCGAACUUGCUAGGGUUUUGCAUUAUCUUCUUCUGCGCGCAUUCCCGCUUUGGUCACUCGAUUCUUUCAAAUCUGAAGUUAGGGUUUUGCUUCAGGAAUGGCGACAACUCAGCUGACGGCGCCGUCAAUUUCCGCAAGGCGCUUGCCGUCGUUUGAGGGAUUGAAGCCUUCAACUGUGAGUGUUCCGUUGGUUGGUAUGAGGAAAGGAGGGCUCAGCCUCGGGUCCUUCCGCGGCCGCCUUGUUGUUAAAGCUGCCACCACGGUUGCCCCCAAGUUCACUACACUCAAGCCAUUGGGUGAUAGAGUGUUGGUGAAGAUUAAGACUGCAGAGGAGAAGACUGUAGGUGGCAUCUUACUUCCAUCAUCAGCACAGACAAAGCCACAAGGAGGUGAGGUUGUUGCUUUUGGCGAGGGUAAGGCAAUUGGGAAGAACAAAGUGGAAAUUAGUGUGAAGACUGGUUCCCGAAUUGUGUACUCCAAGUAUGCAGGGACUGAGGUGGAAUUCAGUGGAUCAAAACAUCUUAUACUAAAGGAGGAUGACAUUGUUGGUAUUUUGGAGACAGAUGAUAUCAAGGAUAUGAAGCCGUUGAACGAUAGAGUCUUGAUUAAGGUGGCCGAGGUUGAGGAUAAAACUGCUGGUGGCUUGUUGCUAACAGAGGCAACCAAGGAGAAACCAUCCAUUGGCACGGUGGUUGCUGUCGGACCAGGACCCCUGGAUGAGGAAGGUAAGAGAAAGCCGCCAUCUGUCGCUUCCGGGAACACAGUGUUGUACUCAAAGUACGCGGGGAAUGAUUUCAAGGGUGCCGAUGGUUCGGAAUACAUAGCUCUUAGGGCAUCAGAAGUGAUGGCAGUGCUUUCUUAGAUUGUUUCGUUUUCGUGGGGCUUUUAUGCGUCUACUUUCUCACCCACACCAAAGAUCUAAAGCACCCCAGUUUUGGGAAAUGAGAGAGCUCAUUGAUGUAAUAGCACUUUAUGCACGAACUGCAGCAAAUGGGUUUAAAUCCAGUUGUGACUGUUGCAUUCUAAGUUAUAAGCUUAAAACUUGUUUGUGGAA
Molecule: messenger RNA, 1145 nt
Organism: Diospyros lotus (date-plum)
Lineage: Eukaryota; Viridiplantae; Streptophyta; Magnoliopsida; Ericales; Ebenaceae
Product: 20 kDa chaperonin, chloroplastic
Exons: 6
Coding region: 189-953 (254 amino acids)
Biological process (GO): positive regulation of superoxide dismutase activity
Cellular component (GO): chloroplast; mitochondrial matrix
Molecular function (GO): ATP binding; protein-folding chaperone binding; transition metal ion binding
Source: RefSeq, a predicted model, not a curated record